AUGGCUAGAUAGGAAAUAGAUAAAGAAGAAACAGUUGAAACUUAAAAAAAUUUAUCUGUUGAAUAAACAAAAGCACAAUUUGAAACUAAAAAGAUAACAAUAUAAAGAAAGAAGCUGAAGAAUCAGUUGCUGAGACUAAUAGAAUUUUGGAUUCAAUUUUCAUUGGAGUAAAAAAUUAAAAAAAAACAUUUAGUAGAAGUAAAAUCCUUUUCAAAUCCUCUAUUAUCAGUCUUUGAGUUUGUGGCGUUUUACUUUAAAUUUUAAAUAAAAUAAGGCGGAGAAAUUCAAAUGAUAAAGGAUGAAACUGGUAUGAAGAAAGGUGAAUAUUUUUUCAGUAACACUUAUCCAUAUGUUUUAUCAAUAUUUUAAUUCCAAAACUAAAAAAUGAAAACAUUUACCUCUGCCUAUUACAAUUAUUCAGUUGGAUUGAAUAAAAUUAAAGAAAAUUAAUAGUAUCUGGGAAUAUAUACUUGA
This is a messenger RNA of Paramecium sonneborni, 474 nucleotides long. Lineage: Eukaryota; Ciliophora; Oligohymenophorea; Peniculida; Parameciidae. The record is from the annotation of a GenBank genome assembly.